Molecule: messenger RNA, 2299 nt
Organism: Varroa destructor (honeybee mite)
Lineage: Eukaryota; Metazoa; Arthropoda; Arachnida; Mesostigmata; Varroidae
Source: RefSeq, a predicted model, not a curated record
UAGAUCACGUAGUGAUCUCUUCAGACGACAUAUUGCUGUUUGGAAAGGUAAAUAAAAAUCAAAAUAAACACCGUCCAAUUAAACAGUUGUUAUGCUAGCCAGUUCUUCAAUCUAGCAGACACAGUUCUGCCGGAUACCAUCGGCCUAUUGUUUUUCGUUGGCUGAUAACAACGAUCAAGCGAUAUCAUUGAAUCACAGCUCAAAAUUUUACACAACGUCUUACUAAAGCGUAGCUUGAUUAGUUUCAUAAGUCUCCUUUUGUUUGGAAAUAGUUUAUAGUGUGACGCUUAUUGUACUUAGCAAGGUGUCGCGUACAAACGAACAGCAGGUGUGGCGGAGCCAUGGGAUUAAGUCCUUCAGCACAAAAACCCGAACGUAUACGGGGUCUGCACCGUUCCGAAGCUCAUUUUGAAGAAAAUGCCGACCCAGUUGACGUUUUGAUGGCCAGCAAAGGUGACGCCCUCUUGGAUAAAUAUGGGUCAGUAUGGCAACCUGCCAUGGCAUUCGACCGACAACUUUUUCCGAAUAUGAUACAUUUGGAAAGCGGAGGCGUCGGCAAUGCUAUACUGUACGUUCAGGAUGAAAGUGGUAACGAAUUCGCUGUAAAGCGGGUUGAAAUGAGAAAGAAUCGAGGCUUUGCUGCGAAGCUGGAAAAGGAUUUACUCCUUGCCGUAGAUUUUCCUUUCGUUUUGCAGCUUUACGCCACUUACAAAGAUCACGCCUAUGUGUAUUUUUUGCUCGAACUUACCCAUUGUAGUUGUAUUUCGGACCAUAUGUUUCAACCUUACAUAAAUGAAGAGGUUAUAUGUUUCUGGGCGGCCCAGAUUGUGCUGGCAGUCGAAUACCUCCAUUCGGCAAAUAUAGUUCACCGCGACAUAAAGCCUGAGAACGUGUUAGUGUUUGCCGAUGGCUAUAUCAAAUUGGCAGAUUUCGAUCAGACGCUAAAACUUCCUCCUCACCGACAAUUCAUCGGAUUAUGUGGUACGGCAGGUUAUUCUCCUCCGGAAGUGAUAUCCAAUUGUGUCUACUCAAAAGGAGUCGACUGGUGGACUGUCGGAUUAUUGAACUACGAGCUCUUUUUCGGCCAAAUCGAAGCUGAAUGUGAAGAGCAGGAACUUGAGAGAUUACGUAAUUACGGACCCGGCUUUAACAAGACUCUCGAUUUGGAUGCAGGAAGUGCGCAGACGCAAAUUAGCAAUGCGGCAAGAAAUUUCAUAUCUGAAUUGCUUCGGGUGGAUCCAAUGUUUCGACUCGGCGUUCAAUAUCCCGGUAGUUCUGCUGUGAGGAAGCAUCCCUUUUUCGAAAAUAUAGACUUUAUUCGUUUAGUGAAGAAAAAGAUCAGGUCGCCAGUCCGACCCAGCGAGACCUCAGCAAGGCUACUUGCCAUAGGCGGCGCCAAACCGCUAGAAUUCAAUGAAAACCCGGUAACGCCCGAGAUAGCAGAGGAGUACGUGGAGUUCUAGGGCACGAUCUAUCCACUGAGUGCGGCGCAUACAUCCUACGAGUCUUAAACAUGCAGUAAGGGCCAACAAUUGAUAUCGAUGUUGGACACUUUUCAUCGAUUGAUAAGCAGAACGGCUGGAUCGAAAAGCCGGUAGAAAACGCGCGAUAUGCUUAGUGGCAGCCGUCUACAGACAGGUUCCCGGCCAGUACGGUGUAGCAAUUAUAGUCCGCCACGUUUCUAAGGCAUCAUCAUUCUAUGGGCCUGUAAUAUAUAGUACCAGCGUGACAUGUUUUUUUCUGAAUAUAUACAUGAAAGAAUCACGAGCUUCUCUCUAGUUAUAUCGAGAAUGAAUUUUCGUACUGUCAUUAUUAUUAACAUGACGAAACGUUUAUUUAAGAAUGAUGAAUUGGAACUGUGACUUGAUCAUGCAAUGUGUUUUGAACAAACAAUCGAUUGAAGUAUCUAUAUUACGUAAAUAUGAAACGGUCACAGGUAUAAGUUCCAUCCGCCAUACAUGAAUACAUAUAUUACAUAAAAUGUUCGAGGAUAAUAGUCAGACCCGGUAAGUUGAAAUAAUUUCAACGGUGCGCGACUUAACGGUUGAACUACGAUAACUAAUCCGUGUUAGAAUGGAAAUAACUCUGUAUUUUCAAGCCAUAGACUAUGAAAUAAUGGCUACUUCUAUGUUAUUUAAUGUUAUGGCUACGUAUAAAAAAUGCGUGCAAAUUAUCGCUAUAUCGCCUUGGGCUUUAAGGAAUGGUGUAUUUAUUUUCUAUUGUGAUAUAUUCGAAAAUCUGGGUUAUCAGAAGAACCGGGAACGACUACUUCGGCUAAUCGUACAGGUUAUAGGCUAUA